Cladocopium goreaui is the source of this 351-nucleotide messenger RNA. NCBI's taxonomy places the organism in Eukaryota, Dinophyceae, Suessiales, Symbiodiniaceae. The record is from the annotation of a GenBank genome assembly.
AUGGCUGAACACUCACGAUUGCCUUGCAAUCAGUGUUUGUUUUUCACGUCCGCGGGCUGCAAGCGGGGUGACGCCUGCGCCUUCUGCCAUCACCUUGUGGCACCGCAGGCAGCUCCAUCCCGGCCGCGCAAGCACAAACGUGAUGCAAUGCGGCAACGCAUCUGGAGUCUCCUGGAGCAGUUGGAUGUCGAAAAACAAGAGCCCCAGGAGAUUGUGUACCAGCUGCAGAUCGAAAUUCAGGGGACGUACUUCCGCCGUGUCGCCCAAGGUGCAGUAGACAGCCUUGUGGAGGUUGAACCCAAACAAGUGACUCAGGGAUCUUGCGGAGCUUUGGACUGCUUUUCGGUGUAG